CUGGCGGCUCCAGCCGCCGCUCCCUCCAGCGCGCAGCCUCCGCUGGCUCUGCCCCCAGCGCUGCAGCCCGCGACCUGGGACCGCGCGGACGUGGCCUUCCCCGAGCUCUGGCGGCGCUCGGCUCUCACCCUCCCGGCUGCAGCCUCCAGCGAGGCACCCCCUCGGCGCGCCCGCCGCGCCCCUCCCCGGGCCCGCCCCUCCGUCCCCAGGGCGCGCGCAGUCACUGCCGGUGCGCCCCGCCAGCCUGCGCGCCCGCCCGGGCAGGCGACGAUGGGGAGGCCGAGCCCGGCCCUCUGCCGCCGGCUCCCCGGCCCACCCUUCUCACUGCCCCCAAGCCCGUGACGCGGCGGCGCCGGCCCAGACACAAAGCCCGAGGCUGGGGGGGUCGCCCGGGGGCUGAGGCCACGUCCUGGGGUCGCCGCGAGCCCCGGCGCCAUGCGAGCCUGUGCCAGCUGCCCGAUGCCCCGGAGGAGCCCGCGCGCCCGCCGGGGCCGCCUUGCGCCCUCGGGGUCGCGCAGGUGAGAGCGGACCCUGACCUGGGGGCAGAGCUGCAGCCGACCCAGCCCCGGUGAGCAGCCUCGGCACGGAACCGGCUGCCCGGGAGGCGGGGACCAGUGGGUUCCGAAGGCUUCCCGAGGCGCGGCAUCCGAGGCCGUGCGGACCAACGGCUUGAGAGCAGCGGGAGACCCGCGGGGCGGCACUGACCCUGCUCCGGGGCAGUCUCGGAGGUUUCUGGGAGAGUGCAUGCCAGUGUGUACAGCAGCCCGUCGCGACACUGCCCUCAGCACGCAGAGAGCCACUGCCGGCAACAGCUGGCACUGAACCCAGAGAGGAGACACUGGUGCCCUGCAUGAACUGACUCGGAGCUUCAGUGCAGUCAACGAGCCCUUGCAGCCCUACACCAUGGAGGCCGGUCAGGACAGCUCCCUCUUCCUGGUGAAGAUUUUGGAGGAGCUGGACAGCAAGCAGAACGCGGUCUCCUACCAGGACCUGUGCAAAUCUCUGUGCACCCGCUUCGACCUCUCGCAGCUCGCCAAGCUGAGAAGCGUUCUCUUCUACACGGCUUGCCUGGAUCCCAACUUCCCAGCCACGUUGUUCAAGGACAAGAUGAAGUGCACGGUGAAUAACCAGCAGUCAAAGAAAAUCAUGGUGGCCGCAGACAUUGUGACAAUAUUCAACCUGAUCCAAAUGAACGGCGGCGCCGCCAAGGAGAAGCUGCCCCCUAGCCGGCAGAAGGCACGAAAGAAGGAGGCGUCCUUCGAAUCGUGCAGGUCAGAUGCGGAGUCCUGCAACGCGGCCGAGUGUGAGCCCCUCAACUGUGAGCUGGGCGAGCGGCCCUUCGGCCGGGGCUACCCCACUCGGCAGUCGUCCAAGUGCCGGAAGCUGGACUGCAAGGACUGCCCACAGUUCGUGCCCGCCUCCGAGCCCAACUUUCUGCUGGGCGUCAGCAAAGAGGCGAAAGCCCGAGCUGCCUCCCUGGACAGGCUGCAGGCCCUGGCCCCAUACUCGGUCGCCAGCCCCCAGCCCUGCGAGAUGCAGAGGACCUACUUCCCCAUGAACAUCGAGAACGAGUCCAUCUCGGACCAGGACUCGCUGCCCAUCACCCAGGGCAUCAAGGACACGUUCAUUUCCAAUGACGAGCCCUUCAUGGUCCAGUCCUGUGUCCAGAAGAGGACCAUCUUCAAAGAGGACUUUCACAACCUGAUGACCGUGUCCCCCAGUUUGGUCGGCCCCGCUACCAAGGCAGAGGGGCAGCACGGGGAGCCCCAGAGCCGGAAGGAGCCCCAAAAGCCACCAUUUUUCAAUCACAGCUUUGAAAUGCCCUACAACAGCCAGUACCUGAGUCCUGUGUACUCCCCCAUCCCUGACAAGAGGCGGGCAAAGCACGAAAGCUUAGAUGACCUUCAAGCCUCCACCUAUUUUGGACCCACUCCCAUGAUGGGGACCCAGGAGGCCAGGCGCUGUUCAGGGAGGCCUGGCAAGCAGACCCCCUGGCCAGCCAAAAGCUGGAGCCUAAACACGGAAGAAGUCCCUGACUUUGAACGGUCCUUUUUCAGCAGGAACCCUUCCGAGGAGAAGCUACGCUAUCCAAAUCCCAGCAGCCACACACCCGCCUUCCCAGCCCCGGACCGGCACCCUGCCUACCUCACGCCAAAGGACCAAGAGCCAAUGCUCCCCGUCGGCUACGCAGCAAAACCCAACGGGCUCAAAGCUAAAGAGAUCUCUUCCCCUGCUGAUCUUGAGAAGCACGAACCCAUUAAGAAGUUCAAAGACAAGGGCAUCGGCUGCAGCAGUGGGCAGCUCAGCUCCGACACCAGCAGCGUCGGCACCCAGACCGAGCAGCACGCGCUGGAGCCCAAGAAAUGCACAGACCUGUCUGGCUCGGGACAGGGCAAGUACGCGGACAGGCACGCCGCCAAGCAGUCGGAUGACGACUCGGAGAUUGUCAGCGAUGACAUCAGUGACAUUUUCCGAUUCCUUGAUGACAUGAGUAUCAGCGGCUCGACGGGAGUGAUACAGUCGUCCUGCUAUAACAGCACAGGGUCCUUGUCUCAGAUCCACAAGUCGGACUGCGACAGCUCUCCGGAGCACAACAUAACCAAAAUUGCCAACGGGCUCCCCAGCAGCAAGGGAGAAAAGGGCAGCCGGCCUGAAACCAGCCACCGCUCGGAGGAGGAGCUGAAGACCAGUGUGUGCAAACUGGUGCUCAGGAUCGGUGAGAUCGAACGGAAGCUCGAGUCACUGUCGGGCGUCCGCGAGGAAAUCUCCCAGGUGUUGGGCAAACUCAACAAAUUGGACCAGAAAAUGCAGCAGCCCGAGAAGGCAAGUGUGCAGAUGGACCUGAAUUCCCUGACCAGCGAGGCCCCGUCAGAUGACAGCGCCUCUCCCCGGAUGUUCCGCGCACACUGUGGCUCCCGCGGGCCUGUGCUGGACAGCAGCGCCCACUGGUGCUGCUCUGAUGCCAGCGGGAGCAACAGCGAAAGCCUUCGAGUCAAGGCCUUAAAGAAAAGCCUCUUCACCAGGCCGUCCUCCAGGUCGCUGACAGAGGAGAACAGCGCCACCGAGUCAAAGAUAGCCAGCAUCUCCAACUCGCCCAGGGACUGGCGCACCAUCACGUACACAGGCCGCGCGGGUCUCAGCGAGGAGGAGGCCAAGGACAGAGGCCCUGGGGACAGCAAGGAGUGGCAUCGGAAGUCAAAAGAGGCGGACAGGCAGUACGACGUGCCCCCGCACCACCGACCGCCCAAGCAGCCCAAAGACGGCUUCCUGGUGGAGCAGGUGUUCAGCCCGCACCCCUACCCCGCCUCCCUCAAGGCCCACCUGAAGAACAACCCUCUGUACACGGACAUGCGGCUGACCGAGCUGGCCGAGGUGAAGCGCGGCCAGCCCUCUUGGACCAUCGAGGAGUACGCCCGGAACGCGGGCGACAAGGGCAAGCUGACCGCCCUGGACCUGCAGACACAAGAGUCUUUAAAUCCAAACAACUUAGAAUACUGGAUGGAAGACAUUUAUACUCCCGGCUACGACUCACUGCUGAAACGUAAAGAAGCCGAGUUCAGAAGAGCCAAGGUCUGCAAGAUAGCGGCUCUGAUCGCUGCUGCCGCCUGCACCGUCAUCCUGGUUAUCGUCGUGCCCAUCUGCACAAUGAAAUCGUGAGCCAUGGACGCUACGCGCGUGCAGCUUGGGACGGCCGGUGUCCUCCCCGGUAGCUUAGAAUCGUGCGGCCGUGUGGCGACCGUUUGUUGAAACAGAGAUGAAACUCUGGGGGCGUUUCUGCAAAUGCUGAAGGUGGUCUUCAGAAAGCAGGCAUUCCAGCGAGAAACCUAUGCACCUGUGAGCGCUGACUUCAUGGCACUCGGAUGCACGUUGAGAAGUGCAACAGCUUUUCCUGCCAAGAGAAUGGGACGAUCAAGCAGCGAUACAAAUCGGAUUCCAAGCAAAAAAAAAAAAAAAGAGGAAGGAAUAUCAAUCACAUCCUUUAUAUUUUGAUGAAGUUUCCUGGUGGGGAAUAUAUUAAACAGAAGACAUUUAAUACACGCCUUUUGGGGAGAAGUUAAGGGAGCUAGAUAGCAGGACGAGACGAGAAAGGGUGCGUUCUGUUUUCCCGAUGUUCUUAAACCAUUGCAGGUGAAGUAAGAGGGCAGAUGUUACUUGUCUGCUGACUUGGAUCAAGGGCUACUGGCUUUCCGCUCUUGGCCUUCUGUCAUUACAGUCGUCGCUGCAGAUCUUCAUGGAAACAAUUUGGACCUUCUUCCUUGUACCCAGGGUUGGGAGGAGCAGAACUGCUGAAAUCAGCCAUGGAUGAAGCAUGCUCUCUCUGACAACAGGCCAAGGCAUCCAGGCCAGGAGACCUUCCGUCCCCACCCCAAGGGUGACAGAGCUGCUUGCUAACAACGCAAGGUCAAUAUUUCAAAAUCACGGCUACCCCAAAGGGUCCCCCAUUCCUGCUUUGGUGUGGCUCCUUUCCUGACCUUCCCUCCCCUGGUGGAAACAGAUAACUGUGCUUCUCGCUCGAGAGCUGGAGUUCGGAACUUGACCUUGUGCCUUGAGGAGCAGACACGAUGGCUACGCUUGGACACUCGGACUGGAAACCAUGGUUGCCGUGCACCACUCAUGGUGGCCAUUUCCGGUGGCUUUCACGAGAUUUUGAAAGCUGGUCAGGAACAUGAUAAAGCACCGAGGUGUUCUCAACCACCCCAGCGCCCUCCAGAGUUCUGAAUAGGCAUCAGCAGUGCAAAAAAAUAGACUCCAUUUAACCGUUUAUCUAUUUAUAGGUCUAUCUCAACGACUAAUUUGGGUUUAUCGUCUUCUCUGUUUAAACAACCUGACAGCAAGGUUGCAACAGUGUACAGGAAGCCAUUGUAAUUUCAUCCGAGUUUGUUCUCCACCUGUUGAAUGGUGCUUUGACAUAACUGGGCCGAAUGAAUCCUUUUCAGCGUUUGAUUCUAAUGUCACGUUACAGGCGAAAGAAAACCGAUGAACAGAAACUACCUACCUUGAUUCUUCUGAGAACAAGGUGGGAUAUAAAUAAAUGUGGGUAGUAAGAACAAUCACUCUGGAUGAUAUAAUGAAUUCCUGAAAGAGGUUUGGGAAGUUUCUCAGAUUUUAAAGCAAUAGGAGCCCAGCAUCCAUCCCCAAAACAUCCAAAUAACGCUUAGCUGACUGUGUCUAAUUCAUUAUUCUUCACCAUAAAGGGUAGUCUGAACAUUUCAUGCUGAUAACACUAAGAGACGGAUGUUUCAUCUGUAGUGAGCCUUUAUUUGUAGAGGUCUUCAUAAUAUCAACUUCAUUCCCAAGUUUAUGUGUGGAUUUUCAACUAGGUGACUGAAACUUACGCCUUAGUAUGGAAAACUGAGAAUUUAUCAUUGAAAAUGGAAAAAAAUAUACAUAUAUUCCUGUCUAUUGUAAGAAUUUUUGUCUUUUGGUGCUCAGUUUUGGGUUGGGCACAUUAGAUAAGGUUGUUUUAUUUAUUUAUUUUUUCCCCCCCACUCCACAGGGGUUACUAGAUAACCACGCUUGGGAGCUGGGAGCUGCCAUCCCAGCCCUCCCCCUGGCCAACAUGGCCCUAUAACACACUGUCCCCACCGUCCCCCCUUUGCCACAGACUAAGCCCCGAGAGCACUGGAGACAGGUAGUUUCCAAGCUCUUACCCUGUGAUUUGCAGAGAGGUGGAGACACACUCGCCCAGGAUAAGAAAAAUCUUGUCAAAUCCCAACUGGACACCUCGUUUGCUAGGUAGGACCAUGGGGAUAGACCAAACCACUAUUGCCACUGCCCUUGGGUGACUAUUCCUAAUGGGCCCCGUCUGGGCCACGUGCCUAGCUACCUAGGCAGGGCGUGACUAUGAGCCCUACCCCACGACCCUGUAGAGUUGUUUCCACCGCUCUCACAGCUGGGGAGGUAAUCAGAGAAAUGUAGUUUUGCUCUAGCUUUUAAAUCAGCUCACCUUUGCCACAUACCGGAAAUGUCCAGACCUGGUAAUACUACUGGAGACCAGAUAAUGACGGCCCAAAGGCAAGGCGGUUUCCUCUGGAAAGGGGUUUCCUCGGCCUGAUGGCUCUGAGUCUGGUGUCAAGUUAUGGGCCUUUGUCAUGGCUGAAGUGGAUGGGUGCUUGGGGUCUCGGGGUCUGGAGAAGGUGAAGUUCACGGUUGGGCUCUGUCUCUCCAUUGACCCCCAAGCUCGUUAUGACCUUCUUUCCCUGGACCCCAGACUCACUCUAGAGCAGCGGUUCUCAACCUGUGGGUCACGACCCCUUUGGGGGUCGAACGACCCUUUCACAGGGG
This is a messenger RNA of Hipposideros armiger (great roundleaf bat), 6285 nucleotides long. It is a transcript of the gene MINAR1, whose product is annotated as membrane integral NOTCH2 associated receptor 1. Gene Ontology annotation, biological process: negative regulation of cell population proliferation; negative regulation of TOR signaling. The transcript is spliced from 5 exons. Gene Ontology annotation, cellular component: plasma membrane. The record is from RefSeq and is a predicted model, not a curated record. Bases 904 to 3657 code for a protein of 917 amino acids. Lineage: Eukaryota; Metazoa; Chordata; Mammalia; Chiroptera; Hipposideridae.